Molecule: messenger RNA, 185 nt
Organism: Racocetra fulgida
Lineage: Eukaryota; Fungi; Glomeromycota; Glomeromycetes; Diversisporales; Gigasporaceae
Source: the annotation of a GenBank genome assembly
CUAAUGAAUUAGUGUUUGAGGAACGAGGCUUAAAAACUUGUGAAUAUUGGAAUAUCGCUCAUGGUAAAAAAUAUGAUAUUUAUACAAAUAAUAAUUAUUCAACUUUUGUUGUAAAUUUAGGUAAGAACCGAUUACAAUGUUAUAUGCAAUUAAAAAACAGUAUGGGCUUCGAAAUUGAUCCAUAG